CUGCUCCAGCUAAAUCAUGAUAUGCUUAUGGCAGUCAUAGACGUACUCGGGGCACAUAAUGAACUGACAUCUUUCUCGAGAACAUGCAAGGUCAUCCGAGAGUUCUGCAUGCCAGUCCUAUUCAGACAUUGCAAGAUCAAAGUAUACCAUCCCGUAGAGUUCGAGAACUCCCUCGAGGCGCGCCGGUCGCUUUCGCUUACCAUGAUGGACUAUUGCGACAACAGAGGUAAAAUAACGAGGCCAGGCAUGUUACUGAAGCACACGAUGGACCCCCUCCUUUGUGGCGUCUACAAUCCCCGUGAACUGGGCACCGCCCUGCGCAAUAUGCCUCGCUUGCAUGCUGUCUCCAUGGUACUCUGCUGGGCUGAAGGACAUGGCCUUCCGUGGUCAGUGCUAGACGCCGUAUUGACAGUGCCACACUUGCGGGAGUUCACUUGCGACCACCACGAGUUCUCACCCCGCCCAAUCAUUCCCAAAGAAACCAAAAACUUCACCGAUCCACCUGCUGCCCUCACUGCGUUCCAUUACAUCGUUAGCGAUUACCGACAUAACUCUCGGGGGUAUCCCCCGGAGGCCGAUGCUCUCCGUAUCGUCUUGGGAAGCCUUUAUCGAACUCUGCAGAUUAUCGACCUACCUACCGAGCCAACGAGUCUUCGCCACAUAUCUAGCCUUGCCUGGCCCGUCCUUCGUGAGCUUCGGCUCCGUGGAGAGCUUUACCCAGCGGAGGACCGCCCUGUCCCGUUGAUAUCCGCGCUGGCACAUAUGUCGGCGCUCCGUGUUCUCGAUCUGCGCUUCAGUGUCACCAAGGGUUCACAUGUGCCCGCACCGCCCAUAUGGCCCUCCGGCCUCCACGCAACGUACCCGUGGCCAGACCUGAAACACCUCGUCAUCUCGUACGCGAACACGGAUGACCAGUUAUUUCAACAUCUCCCGCCGACGCUGCGCAGGCUGACCCUUCAGUACUUUCCGCAUCUCGGGCCGAGCGAGUGGGACGGAAUAAACACUCUCCCGGUUGUUUCGCUACGCCGGUACUCUUCGUACAUCUUGCACAUCCUGCGCCUCUGCCCUAUUCCCCAGCUCGACGAACUGGAAGUCGACUACCAUCAAGAUGGCGAGGAAUACAGUCUGCUGCGGUACAUAACCGCCGCGUUCCCUGCGCUCACGUCUCUCAAGGUCCGGCGCUAUUGUGCCUCGGACGCAACCGAUGUCGAUGUGGUAGGUUGA
Molecule: messenger RNA, 1224 nt
Organism: Trametes versicolor FP-101664 SS1
Lineage: Eukaryota; Fungi; Basidiomycota; Agaricomycetes; Polyporales; Polyporaceae
Exons: 2
Source: RefSeq, a predicted model, not a curated record